Messenger RNA from Poecilia reticulata (guppy), 2285 nucleotides. RefSeq names its product SMAD family member 9 (gene smad9). Gene Ontology annotation, biological process: transforming growth factor beta receptor signaling pathway; anatomical structure morphogenesis; regulation of transcription by RNA polymerase II. Lineage: Eukaryota; Metazoa; Chordata; Actinopteri; Cyprinodontiformes; Poeciliidae. Gene Ontology annotation, molecular function: I-SMAD binding; RNA polymerase II cis-regulatory region sequence-specific DNA binding; DNA-binding transcription factor activity, RNA polymerase II-specific. Gene Ontology annotation, cellular component: heteromeric SMAD protein complex. The record is from RefSeq and is a predicted model, not a curated record.
CACACACACACACACACACACACACACACACACACACACACACUUGCAGACAGAAACACACCUUCACAACCUCAGCACACCGGCCUGAGCCGCUGCAGACGCGGAAACCUCCACACACGCUUAGCAGUCAGCGGUGCACUUGCUAUGACAACACAGAUGAUUGAAACCUGAGCUGGACGUCUGGCUGCGUGAGGAAAAACUAUCCCUGCAGGAGGUUCAGAAUCCGAAGUUGCCGGAUCCCAUCUGUGCCACAACACAGAGAAAGAAGGGAUUUACGGUUUACACUGUGCUGGCUGAAGUCCAGCUUCUUCCCCUGGAGCUGCUUGGAAGCUACAGCAAAAUAAUAAAAAAAACGUCUCUGUUUACUCAUCACAAUACCUCUUUCAUCCUCCGUAUUUUUUGUUUUGUUUUGUCUUGUGUCCUGGCUGUAAGUUAUUUGUCUCUUCACUCCGUCGCCUCAAGGGAACGAUUGCGCUGCUAACUGGACCUCAUCUCAGCCCGUCCUGCCAGCUAUUUAUCCAUAUCAAAAUGAACUCUUCUUCGUCGAUUACAUCCUUGUUCUCCUUCACCAGCCCUGCAGUUAAGCGUCUGCUCGGCUGGAAACAAGGAGACGAGGAGGAGAAGUGGGCAGAAAAGGCCGUGGAUUCUCUGGUGAAGAAACUGAAGAAGAAAAAGGGAGCAAUGGAGGAACUGGAGCGAGCCCUCAGCUGCCCUGGGCAGCCCAGUAAGUGUGUGACAAUUCCUCGGUCGCUGGAUGGGAGACUGCAGGUGUCCCACAGGAAGGGUCUUCCCCAUGUCAUCUACUGCAGGGUGUGGCGCUGGCCUGACCUGCAGUCCCACCAUGAGCUGAAACCCCUCGAAUGCUGCGAGUUCCCCUUUGGCUCCAAACAGAAGGACAUCUGCGUCAACCCCUACCACUACAGGCGUGUGGAGACUCCAGUGCUUCCACCAGUUCUGGUCCCACGCCACAGUGAGUUCAACCCUCAGCACAGUUUACUGGCCAAGUUCAGGAAUGCCUCCCUGAACAACGAGCCACUGAUGCCACAGAAUGCCACCUACCCGGACUCCUUCCCGCCGCUUCCCGUCUCCUCCUUCUCCUCCUCUCCAACUUCCUCCCUCGCCCAGUCGCCCACCUCACAGAGCUACCCCAACUCCCCCAGCAGCUCUGCAGAACCUGGCAGUCCGUAUCACAUCACAGCUGAGACUCCUCCCCCUCCAUACAGCAUGAUGGAGACAAAUACUCAAGAAGACAUGAAGCCGAACAAUUCCACAGAAACCCCGAAACUCACAUUCUCUGCUCCACACAGAGAUAUGAGGCCUGUUUGUUACGAAGAGCCCGAGUACUGGUGCUCCAUAGCUUACUACGAGCUCAACAACCGGGUGGGGGAGACGUUCCACGCCUCGUCCCGCAGCGUCUUGGUUGACGGCUUCACAGACCCGUCCAAUAACAAGAACCGAUUCUGUCUCGGUCUGCUUUCCAACGUCAACCGCAACUCCACCAUCGAGCACACUCGCAGGCACAUAGGCAAAGGUUUACAUCUGUACUACGUGGGAGGGGAGGUUUAUGCAGAGUGUCUGAGUGACAGCAGCAUCUUCGUGCAGAGCCGCAACUGUAACUUCCAGCAUGGCUUCCACACCACCACCGUGUGCAAGAUCCCCAGCGGCUGCAGCCUCAAGAUCUUCAACAACCAGCUGUUCGCUCAGCUUCUCGCCCAGUCCGUCAACCACGGCUUCGAGGUCGUCUACGAGCUCACCAAGAUGUGCACCAUCCGCAUGAGCUUCGUCAAGGGUUGGGGUGCCGAAUACCACCGUCAAGAUGUGACCAGCACCCCCUGCUGGAUAGAAGUGCACCUGCAUGGACCCCUGCAGUGGCUGGACAAGGUGCUUACGCAGAUGGGAUCCCCGCACAACCCCAUCUCUUCUGUAUCAUAACAUAAACGCAAACACACACUUUUGAGUGUGUGAUCACUGUCUUCACACAGGUAGUCAUAUGUUCUGUCCGUGGGCUUAUCUCAUCGCAUCUCAAUAUGACUGCUGUGGGAGUCAUAAGGAUGUACUCUAGAGCUGUUUUUGCAUUUAACAUGAUGUAAAGACACAAUGUAAUUUCAGCAUAAUGAAACAUUUCUGGAUUCAGACACUUUAGCUGUACAAAAACUAAAUGGGAUCAUUUUGGAGGUACUCUUAUGUUGUAGUGACUUGUGGUGUAUUUCCAUGUUUUGACCAAUGUUUGAAUGUACUGUUUUUUUUUUUUACAUCUCCAAUUAAACAUGUUUCUUUAUCAUGCA